AGAAAAUAGGAGGAGAAAAAAGGGGGAGGUUUUGUUUUGUUUUUCCUCUGUCUACAAACAAAAAAGGAAGUGUGUUUCUCCCUUUUUUCUAAUCUCCAUUUCUCUCUCUCUCUCUCUGGGUUUCGCCGUUCCGCUACGAUUCUGAAAUUCUUGUUUAAAAGCUUUGAUCCUUUGUUUCAGAAUCGUAGUAGCAAUGGCUUUUUGAUUCCCCCUUCUUUUUUUUUUUGUUUUCAAGGGGAUUAGAUAUUGCUUUUUGGUGUCUCUCCCCAAUCCAUCCAUCAAGCUUCAUUUCUUGCCGCCGGCAGAUGAACAACAAGUCGUCAUCAUCAUCAAAAAAUCCUCCGAGCUUGGUGGAUUUCUGGUUUCUUCUCGCUUCAACACCACCAACAUAGAUCAAUCAAAAGGGAUCUCUUUUGAUUUGAUUUGAUUUGAUUUGUUGGGGGGUGGGGGGGAAGAAUAGAAUAGAAUAGAAUAGAAUGGGGAAAAUGGUAGAGAAGUUGGGGAGAUGCGUAAAGACGGUUUUUUUCAUGGUGGCCAUGUUGGUCUCCCUCUUAGUCUCCUCCUUGCCUGUCCUCGUUGCCAUCGGCGAUGUCUUGGUUCCAACCUUUUUGCUAUCAAGCUUCACUUGUUUGACCUGCUACUCCUUCCAUCACCACCUCUCCCGUUACUCCUUCAAAUCCUCUCUCACCGACAUUCCUCUCCUCUCCCUCCUCAGAUCUUUCCUCCUCAUCUCCGUCUAUUCCCUCUCCGAUGCCCCUGCCCUCUCUCACGGACCUUACCUCGGAACUGUCUCCUUGUCUUCUCUUCUCUCCGUUCUUCUUCUCUCUGUUAAAGCUUGUAUUUUCACUGCUAAUUCUCAGCUUAACCCUACUGAUGAGUCCGCAUCAUCCAUCUCUCCCUCAAGGCAACGUCUCCAUCUCAAAAAGUCUUGGGGAAUGCCCGUUUUGUUCCUCUCUUCUGUCGUUUUCGCUCUUGGUCAUACCGUUGUUGCUUACAGAACCAGCUGCAGAGCUAGGAGGAAACUCUUGUUUCACUCCAGAGUCGACCCUGAAGCUCUUCUUUCAUGUAAAGGUGUCUUCUCCAGUUACCAGAAACUCCCACGUUCUCCUAUUCCUCUGGUACGCAAGGUCUCCAAGACUGACGGCGAGGUCAGACGAAAGCUUCUUCCUUCUUCCUCAACAUCCCAACAUGAUGCUGGAGAGCUUCCCGUGAGAGUGCUUGCUGAUCUUGACAGCUUGUUCCUUACUGUCACAGGUCUCUCUCUUCAUUACAAGAUUUCCACACCUGCCUCUCCUCCUCCUGAACCUAAUUCUAUGCUCAAUGUCCCUGAAUCGAUGGCUGGAAGGUUGAAGCUUGACAGGAAGUUAUUGACCAUGGUUACGAGAAACAAGCUCAAUCAUCAUCACCAUAAAAGCUGCAGCAGCCUCUUCAACAAUUCUUCUUCUUCUUCCUUGCAUGAUCCUCUCCUUGAGGGUUCUUCUCCCACUUCUCCUCUUCUUUUCAAAGACACUCAGGAAGAAGCAGAUGACAUGAAUUCAUCCAGUUGCGGGGAGCAGCAGCAAGAUCCCUCAGAUGGAAGCGGUCAAUUUGGUGUAGUGCUGGUUCAUGGAUUUGGAGGUGGGGUCUUCUCUUGGAGGAAUGUGAUGCCUUCUCUCGCCCAUCAGCUUGGCUGUCUUGUCACUGCUUUUGAUAGGCCUGGAUGGGGAUUAACCGCUAGGCCUCAUCUAAAGGAUUUGGAGGAAAGAGAUUUGCCAAACCCUUACACUCUGGAAAAUCAGGUUGACAUGCUUGUUGCUUUUUGCCGUGAAAUGGGAUUUGCUUCGGUAGUCUUGGUUGGCCAUGAUGAUGGAGGUUUGAUUGCUCUCAAGGCUGCACAAAGAUUGGUAGCAGCAUCGACCAACAUCAAAGUGAAAGGAGUGGUUUUGCUUAAUGUAAGCUUGACGAGGGAAGUAGUCCCAGCUUUUGCAAGAAUACUUCUGCACACAUCACUAGGAAAGAAACACCUUGUUCGCCCGCUACUCCGAACUGAGAUAGCUCAGGUGGUGAACCGACGAGCUUGGUAUGAUCCUGCCAAGAUGACAACAGAUGUCUUAAAGCUAUACAAGGCACCGCUCCAUGUCGAAGGCUGGGACGAGGCACUUCACGAGAUAGGUAGACUCUCAUCCGAGAUGGUGCUUUCGACUCAAAAUGCACAGUCGCUUCUCAAGGCAGUGGAAAACUUACCAGUAUUAGUCGUUGCUGGAGCAGAGGACGCACUUGUUCCCCUCAAGUCCUCCCAAGUGAUGGCUUCAAAACUCUUCAACUCUAGGCUAGUAGCAAUCUCAGGAUGUGGUCAUCUGCCGCAUGAGGAGUGUCCAAAGGCGCUUCUUGCAGCCAUGACCCCAUUCAUAAGCAGACUUGUACUUAGUGACUAGAGUGAUCACUUCUUGUUGUCUUCUUAGAUCACAAUCGAUUAGUGGUUUGUUUUUUUUGUCUGCCCCAAAAGGAAAGAAGUUGGGGGUUGAUUUUGAGGUCUCAAAUUAGCAGCUGUGUAUUCAUCAUGACCAGAGUUAUAAUGUAAUGUUCUCUGUAUGGAUUUUGAAAGUCAUCUAUUUAUUUUGUCAGUGAAGAAGUACUGAAUCUUUGUAAAA
Molecule: messenger RNA, 2630 nt
Organism: Raphanus sativus (radish)
Lineage: Eukaryota; Viridiplantae; Streptophyta; Magnoliopsida; Brassicales; Brassicaceae
Exons: 4
Coding region: 477-2414 (645 amino acids)
Source: RefSeq, a predicted model, not a curated record